UCCCAGGAGGCGCGGGGACUCCGGAGGAGGCCCUUUCCUUGGGAGGCGCCCGCCUGGCACAGGUCAGCGCCUCAGCUCCCGGGAUCUCUGGGCUCCGCGCUGCCCAAGGGGUGCAGAGGGGCCUCUGGAGGGGGCGGGUUCGCUCCAGCCAGAAAGCCCGGAGCCGCCCAGGAAUUUUGGCUCGGACUAAGAGCAUUUCCUCCCAGGCCGGCCGGGCGCGAUCCGGGGAGGGCGGCUGCGGGCAGACGCGGCGCUGCGCUCGGCCGGGCCGGCAACAUGCGGACCCUGCUCUGCGCGCUGGCCGGGCUGGCUCUGCUCCGCGCCGCGGGCGCUUCGGCUGCUGCAGAACCCUUUAUCCCUCCCCGAGGAGACGCAGCUCAGAGCACAGCGUGUGACAGACACAUGGCUGUGCAACGCCGUCUGGAUGUCAUGGAGGAGAUGGUAGAGAAGACCGUGGAGCACCUGGCGACAGAGAUGAAAGGCCUGCUGGGCCUGCUGGAGGGGCUGGCCUGGAACCUGCCCCCGGGACCCUCGAGCCCCGCCCCCGACCUCCUCGGAGAAGAUGGCUUCUGAGCCCCGGAGCUGGAGCCCAGCAGCUGGAGGUGGUGCACCUGCCAGGCAGCACCCUCUGAGAGCCAGCCCUGUCCGCUCGCCUUCCUUCCCCAGCUUCGUGUGAAAUAAAAGCUACUCCUUCCGUC
Saimiri boliviensis boliviensis (Bolivian squirrel monkey) is the source of this 698-nucleotide messenger RNA. RefSeq names its product placenta-specific protein 9. NCBI's taxonomy places the organism in Eukaryota, Metazoa, Chordata, Mammalia, Primates, Cebidae. The record is from RefSeq and is a predicted model, not a curated record.